Messenger RNA from Lates calcarifer (barramundi perch), 2138 nucleotides. It is a transcript of the gene cib2, whose product is annotated as calcium and integrin binding family member 2. The transcript has 6 exons. The record is from RefSeq and is a predicted model, not a curated record. Lineage: Eukaryota; Metazoa; Chordata; Actinopteri; Centropomidae. The coding region runs from base 752 to 1354 and encodes 200 amino acids. Gene Ontology annotation, molecular function: calcium ion binding.
CAGAGCAAUUCUACUGCAGCAUAACAUUCGCUUUUCUAUUCUUAUAUAUGCAACACAACCACCAAAUUCUUAUUUGUGAGUCAGCGCUCCGAGGGCUUUGUCUCUUCUGUUUACAGUGUGACAAGAAAAUAAGCCCAUGCAAUCGUCUCUAAAUAGUAAAUACCAAUUCAAGCAGUCCAUGAAUUUCAUGUCUGGCAGCACACACUAGGCUUUUUUUUCCUCCGCCGGCUCCAGAAGGAAGGGUCACAGACAGGCUGAUGUGCUGUUCUGUGCAAUGGUCUGUGAUGGUACUGGCUUGCCAGUUGCAUGCAUGAAUAACAAACUGAGGGAGUUAUAUUUGGUUUAAUUUCCUAAGGCAGAAUCAGUCCCUAACUCUCAAACUACACACAAAUACUCCUUCAUGAGCCUGCUCAAACCAAACAAUGAUUCCCAGAGGAGAGCAGCAUCACUGGAAGCUAAGACUCAUCAGGUGAACCAGAAAUAAUGAUGCUGGGGCAAAGUUAUUUCAACUUCAUUCUGUUAUAUUUUCAGAUUUACAUCAGCACAGGUUUUUAUUUAUUUCACUUUACAUUAAAAUUAUAUAAGGACUUGCAGAUUGAUGACUAUAACACCACUACAAAAUGUGUGUGUGUGUGGGAGGGGAGGUCGUGAGUGGGACAAGUAUGGCCACCUAACGCCUAUCUUAACACACAUAUGCAUAAAUAAAGGUGACAGUGUUUAGUUAAGCUUGACGGUCAAAUGUUGUUAGCUUAUGGUGGUAGCUACCUGUAUCUUAGCUAUGAGCGUCGUGAGGCAGCGGCUGCAUGAUUUCAUGAGGAUGAUUCAGCCGGAUGAGAAGUGGGACUGUACGUUUUUCACCCGCAAAGAAAUUUUGCGGUUGCAUGGCAGAUAUCAUGAGUUGGCUCCACAUCUUGUACCAAUGGACUACACCAAUGAUCCUGAUUGCAAACUUCCUUUAGCCUUGAUAGUCAACAUGCCAGAGCUAAAGGAAAACCCAUUUCGCAACAGGAUCGUGGAGUCUUUCUCAGAGGACGGGAUGGGGAAUCUCAGCUUCAAUGAAUUUGUGGACAUGUUCUCAGUCCUCAGUGAAAUGGCUCCUAGAGAACUCAAGGCCAUAUAUGCCUUCAAAAUAUAUGAUUUCAAUGUGGAUAAUUACCUGUGCAAAGAGGACCUGGAAAAGACUCUGAAUAAGCUGACAAAAGAAGAGUUAACUCCUGAGGAGGUGGAGCUGGUGUGUGAGAAAACCAUCGAGGAGGCCGAUUUGGACGGAGACAACAAACUCUCCUAUGCUGACUUUGAAAAUAUGAUAUCUAGGGCUCCUGACUUUUUAAGUACCUUCCAUAUACGAAUCUGAGAGGGCUCCAUGGAGGAUUUCCAAGGUCGGCAGCGUGAUAAACCUCAGGACUCUACCUGAACCGUGUCUUGGCCACAGCACAGUGCCUGUCUCCCACUCCCAUUGUCAAAAAAAAAUAAAAAUAAAAAUCACACAUCAGUGCUCUCAAGCCUCAGUAAAGCCUGCUUAGUUAAAAAGCAAAAUACUGGGUAAAGCUGAACUACAAUAUCAGGGCCCUGAAUUUCUUUAUUGUAGAUGAAAAUGUAUUUUCCUUUCACCACCUGCAAAGGGCUCGAGCUGGACUGGUCUUUUGUUGGGAGAAAAGGCCUCUCUUCUACAUUUUAAGGUUGAAAAAUGGGAAAUGAAACAAGCCUCAUACGUGGAUAGUCGCUUAUCGAGCACAUUCAAGUAUGCAUUAAAAUGCUUAUCUACCUACAGCAUAUUGCACGUCUUCCUACAGUGACUCACUAGAUAUAAGGCAAAGGACAAAGCUUGAAGUGAAUGAAAGCACAGCAUUGGUAUUAAGGGCAUACAGAGCUAUGCAAUAUUUGUACAUGCAGUGUAUUGCUUUUAGUCAUUUUAGGUUGUGUUUUUUUUCUCUCUUGUGGAACUGGAGCAAGAUGACAAUCAUAUCUUACUGUUACUCCAGUUAAAUGAAGGGCUCUGUCAUCUGAAUUCAUUUUGGUAGCUUUCAUCUGCCUCAGCCAUUAUCAUUAGUCACAGCCAUUUUGGACAUACAUUUCACAGUAUUUUAUGUGACUUCAGGUAUUUGUCUUACUUUUAAUAAAUGUUUUUUUUGUGUGUG